Saimiri boliviensis boliviensis (Bolivian squirrel monkey) is the source of this 3704-nucleotide messenger RNA. NCBI's taxonomy places the organism in Eukaryota, Metazoa, Chordata, Mammalia, Primates, Cebidae. The record is from RefSeq and is a predicted model, not a curated record.
GAAGUUGCUGGCUUGACGCGGGCAGGGCCUCUGGGAAGCCUCCCCAGCGCGGGUUCUUGGUAGCGGGAGUUUGGAGAGGCUUAUUCAUUCAGCAAAUUAAGACCUGCCAACUUUUUGAUAAUCUGGUCAAUAAAUUACAAAACAGUUGUUCCUUUCAAGAUUUAUUCAAAACAUGCCAACUCUGCUUAAUUAAGCACUUUGAUGGUUUAAGAACUCUUGGAAAUCCUUUUGUACUAUUGCUCAUUCAUAGUUAUUCAUCAAAGCCAAGAGUCCUCAAGGACAGAAUUUACCUCUAAACAGAAAGAUGGAAACUAAAGUUCAUUUAUUCUGCCAGGCAGAGGAAAAUAUUGACUUAUUAGAUGAUGGCUCUAAUUCAUUUGCAACUGACUUGCCAUCAGGAACUAUUGACCACAAGAAAUAUAUCAGGUUUUCUAAAACAAUAGAGAAGAAAAUUUCACCGGAAAUUAGGAGUUUGAGCCCAGAAUAUAAAAAAAUUUUUGAAACAUCAAUAUUCCUUUGUGGAGAAGAAAAGUCCUCUGAUUUGGCAGAAGAAAAAAAAGUCAGGAAAAAGAGUUUACAAGUACAACAGCACAGCAAAAGAACCGAGAUUGGCCUUCCUUUUCUGAAGCUGUCAAAGGAGAAGGUGACUAGGAAAGAAAACUCUUUACGCAGGUUGCCGAAUCAGUACGACAUUCACAAGACUUCAUCACCUCUUUGUACAUCUUCCUCAAUUACUCGGGACAAGGAAAUGCUCUCUAACCUCUACCUGACGUUAUAUGAUGAAGUAACCCAUGGAUAUUUAUACUCCCAAGAAUUAAGUGCACUUCAUAAAGCCUGUAAAAUUUUUAGUAAAUUUCGAAGUGGUAAGAUUUAUGUGAAUGAUCUUCCAGUGAUCCUUUACAUCUUGAGAAUUUCUAUAAGUGAUUUAGAAAUGCGACAGGCACUAAAGACUAUUGAUAUUGAUGCAUUCCAGGAUGCCUUGAAGAUUUUCUGUAGGAUAAAAGGUGGUCGAGUUUUAAUUGAUGAAGUGUUUGCUGUUUUGGAUAGCAUGGAUAUUCCUAUAAACCCUGAAAUUUUUGAAGAAGUGAUAAAACAUACCUAUAUUGACAGUAACCACAUGGUGGAUAUUGGGGAUAUUAUAUUUAUUUUGAAUGAACUACAGGAACAGUAUGAGGAAGUUCCAAUUAUAGAGGGAUCAACUUUGGAUGAAAUUACUUCAGACAGAAAGUUAUCAAGUUUAGCAGGAUGCUAUCUACAAUGUAAGAAGAAAAACAGUUUGUCUUCCAAACUCCAGGAACCUUCAGUAUCCAAAAAGUUAAAUAAAAAAAGCCACCAAUAUUCUAGCAAAAUUAUGGAAGAGACUGGUGGCCUUGAAUCUAAAAGAUCAAAAAAUGGUUGGGGAAUAAGAAAAUUUCUGGGUGGGGUAGGCCGCAGUAAUGUAGGAGCCCAAGAACCAUAUUCAAAGAAUGGCAUAAACUUUAAAAAACAAUCAGAGAAGGGUGAAAUUCAUGAAUCAAAGUCUAAACCACAAAGCUUGAAGAGUAGUGCAAGCCUCAGUAAGUCUCUGGAUAAAAGUAGUAUUUCUAGUAUCCCAAAACUUCAGAAGUCAGCUGUGAGAGAUUGUUCCAGCCUCCUAAAACAAGUUUCGUCUAUGGAAAAAACUGCAGUUAAUGCUCUGGAAAACUUUCCUGAGGCUGUCAGUGAACCUCAAGAAAAUUACUUUGCAGCGGAAGGACUUCAGUCUAUUUUGCCUUCAGUAGGAAUUACUUUAUUAGAUAAAGAAUUACAGAAGAUUGUUACAGACACUACUAGAAAUGAAAAUGGAAUGGUGAAGCUAGAUGACUUUAUAAGUGUUCUCGCCAAGGAGCAAAGUGUUCCUGGAUGCAAUGUGUUGCCUGGUGUCAUUAAAGCCAUUGAUAAAAUUAAAGAUAAAAAUGUGGAUUAUGAGGAUCUAAAUACUUGUCUUCAAAAUUUUGGUAUUUACCUUUCUAAGCCAGAAUUUAAGAAGAUCACAGAAUUGACUGAAGCUGGUGAAACAGAAAAAGUAAAUUUUAAAGAAUUCAUUGAUACUAUGAUGAGCAACACAGAACGCUUCUCUGAAAAAUUAUUAUUGCCUGAUGCUAUUGAAGCCCUCGACAAUUUCAGAAAGGAGACGAUGAGUGUUUCUGACCUGUGGAAUACUCUGUCUAGUUUGAAUACUCAUUUAAAAAAGGAUGAAUUCCUAGAUGCUUUGAAAGUAGUGACAGUUGAUGAAGGCGAUAAAGUACAAUUUGAAGAAUUUGCAAAAGUAGUAAAGGAUAUGCGUGAUGCCUCCAGGUUAAAGGAGUUACAAGAAGUUGUCUUAGCUGCUGAUUUGCUUGAAGAUGACAUGAUAGCUGGGAAGAACUUGGAAGACUUUCUAAGAAAUAUUGGUGUUAAGUCACCUAAAGAAGAGGCAGAGAAAAUUCUUCAAUCAGAUUUUGUUUCUGAAGAUAACAUGGUAAACAUUACAGAUUGUAUGAAGGCUUUGAGGGACACCCAGAAAUUUUCCAAUUAUAUUGAUUUUAGGAAAGAGGCUUCAAAUCUAAAAUUACCAACGGUAAAUGAGAUUAAAGAAGCUGCUUACAUCUUGUCACAUGUUGAUAAUGCCAAGAUUGGUAUACCUGACUUGGAGCAUGCCUUAAAAUGUUUGAAUGUUAAUUUACCUGAGGAGGACUUCAAUGAAGCCCUUAACAGUUGUAACAUCAGUGAUAAUAUGGAGGUGGAUUUAAAAGAUUUCUUAAUGAAAAUGAAAGAAAGUCCACAUUUCCAAAAGUCCAAGGCUACACAGAUACUCUUAGCUACUGCCCAAAUUCUCCAGAAUGAUCUAAUUGAUGUCUCUGACCUCAAGACGUUAUUAAUGGACAACGACCUUCAUGCAGCUAAAGCUAUACUUACUGUAAUGUUAAGACAUGUACCUGAACAUGAAAGUGGAAAGGUUACCAUUCAAGAAUUUAUGACUAAAUUCUCUGAUAUAUUGACAAUUCCUAAAGCUGCAGGUAAGUUUUAUUUAAUAUGUACUUGCUGCCCAGAUCUAGAAAGACAAGCAGUGGUUUAUAUGUUAAAAACAAUAUAGGUUUCAAUAGUUAAAGUACAGGUAAGUAAGAAGCAAUAUAAUAUGAAUAUAAAACAAUAAAAGAUUAGAUUACAUAACUUCUGUUUGAAUUCUAAGGCAAAUAUUGCUAAGCGUAACCCAGACUCAAAAUUUUUAGUAGUCUUACUUGGUAGUACUAGAAAAUUACUAGAUUAUAUAUUAUUCUUUGAGGUUAUUCAGUAUGCAUAUUUGACUUUUGAAUUUAUUAGAAAAUAAUUUUUAAAACUUUUGACAAAUCCAGUGGAAUUGACUUUAUCACUAUCUGUUAUGUUCUCAUGUAUGUUCAACAACUCUCUUGAUGACAUUUUUUAAACAUUUAUGCUUUUUGAGGUAUAACUUACAUAUAGCAAAAUUUACUAUUUUUAGGAAUACAGUUCUUUGGAUUCUUAAAAAUAAUGUCAUAUAACCCUUACUAUACACACCAUAUAGACUAUAUCACCCCACAGAAGUCUCUUGUGCCCUUUUGGUAAUCCAUUUCUUCCUCUACACUCAACCCUGGCAACUACUGAUUCAUUCUUUGUCCCUAUAGUUUUGCCUUUUGUGAAAUAUCUUGUAAAUGUAAUGAUUAAAUAUGAAGUGGUUUGAGUCUGGC